AUGAAAUUGCAAAAGCGAGAAACAUUUUCAUAUAAAAGGUGCGGAGAACCCAAAUACGUGAAGGCCAAAGCAUCAAACUUGCGGGUAAGAUUCAAAACCCUCGUGGAAACGGCCAACGCUAUCUCUGGCAUGCAAGUGACACGUGCUCAACAAUACCUGAAGAACGUCCUUGGCCAUAAGGAAUGCGUACCCUUCAAAAAAUUUAGCGGAGGAAUUGGAAAGUGUGCCCAAGCUAAACAGUUCAAGACUGUUAGUGGACGUUGGCCAUCAAAAGCAGUAAAAUCCAUGAAUGAACUUUUGAUCAAUGCUACUUCCAAUGCAUACUAUUCUGGAAUCGAUCCUGAGGAUUUGUUUGUGUGUCAUAUAGAAGUCAAUCCAGCACCUGUUUCUUCCAGGAGGACCUUCAGGGCUCAUGGAAAGAUUAAUCCCCAUGUCUCGCAUUUGAGUCAUAUUCAAAUCGUACUCAAACUAGAAGAUUAG
Messenger RNA from Ceutorhynchus assimilis (cabbage seed weevil), 480 nucleotides. Lineage: Eukaryota; Metazoa; Arthropoda; Insecta; Coleoptera; Curculionidae. The record is from the annotation of a GenBank genome assembly.